This is a messenger RNA of Spirometra erinaceieuropaei, 4567 nucleotides long. The record is from the annotation of a GenBank genome assembly. NCBI's taxonomy places the organism in Eukaryota, Metazoa, Platyhelminthes, Cestoda, Diphyllobothriidea, Diphyllobothriidae.
AUGCUCCUGGCUAUCGCGGCGGAGAACAUGAACUUGCAUCGACGAAUCGCCGUCGCUUUCGUGCGCUGGAUGGGUGAUGAUCCGAGAUUGUAAGCUCAUGAGUUUGAGAUGCUGCUAGAACCAAGCGUUAAGCACACUUGUGUAUCAUUUGCAUUAAUGUGGAUUCGUCGGUGAAGGUUACAUUGUCCGUUUACAUCUGGGCAACGUUGUGAAACCGGGCCGUAUUUUGAUUGAUUACGCUAAGAGACCAUGCGUUUUGAAGGACAUUACAUCACUGACUGUCUUUUUGAAGAAGUGGGCACGGUCGCUGGAACAAAAACUUUAUUUGCUCAACUUUUUGGAGUCCUGCUCAAAACCAUCAUCUGAGACUACAUCAGACACGCGUGGUUUAUAUACAUGGAGCUGCAGUAUUUAUAGGAUUCAGUCACCAUGCUGCCGCAUACCUAAAAAAAUUCACGACUAACCCUCUCCUCCUUCAUUAGCGGUCGUUGCAUUUGGUAGGAUUACUGUUCAGCGGCCGACAUUCGAGUCGGCAAUUUCAUCAAGUGAAAUAAUCCUUGAUGAGGGGGGUAGCUGGGAACUUCCAUAGGUAUGCGUUAGCAUGGCGACUGCAUCAUAUAAAUACUGCGGCCCCUUGUGCAUAUACCAUCCGUAUCUGCGAUUGUCUUUGAUAAUGGAUUCGAGCAGAAAUACGAAAUUUCAGGCGAAUAAAGUUGUCGUUCCAAUGAUCAUGUCUCCUUCUUUGCGGUUGCCUCCUAGAAUCCACUUCUCCGCUCCUAUUGACUGAAAUGUUUUAUUGUUUUGAAGAAAGAGACACGAUCGCUGUAAUAAGAGCUUUAUUCGCCUGACGUUUCGGAUUCCUACUCGAACCCAUCAUCAGGGACAAUAGCAGAUACGGGUGGUUCAUGCACAAGGGGCUGCAGCAUCUAUAGGAUGCAGUCGUUGUUUGUUAUGAUCGAAUGCUAUCGAAUAGCACAACCAUAGAUUGUUGACGUUACUCUUGUCUUGGCAACGUCCUCUCAGUUUGUCAUGAUAUCGCCGACACUGUGUUCGUCAGGAAGUUAUAUAUGAGAACAAACUUUCUUCUGACGGACACAGACGAUAAAAGAGCAAACGAUAAGUUUCGGUGAGGAAUUGAUUUUCCUACCAGGCCGUUUCCGAGAAUGAUGAUUAGUCCUGGGGUGAUGUUAACGGUAGCUGUGGGAUGCCAACAAAGAAAUACCAGUCAGACUUGCUUUAGUGGGUCACCUAUGGCACCCACUGUCCCAAGUUAAAUACUUACGCGACUGAGGCUGUUCUUGAUGAGUCGAAAAACGUCUGAGUAAACAAUCAGACCCUGCGCAUCUUUGCAUGAUCCAUUUCGAGGUUGCUUAAUUUUAGUAAACCUUACAGCUAUAUGUCGCUUUUACACAAAUACAAUACUGGCGUAUUAACUGGUGAGCCGGCGCCUUAAACGAAAUAGCCUACUCAUUGGGUGGACAACAGUGGAGCUUUUUGAAAAAAGACCAUUUUAGGACAGGCUAUACGCGCUCUGUUGCAAUUAGUUGAGCAGUUUUCAGCCCCCUUUCGAGGCUGAAGGGCCUUUAGCAGUUGCGAUACUAAGGAGGGGUUAUGUCACAUUUGCUGCGCUCGUUAAAAUGACCCCCGAUGUACCAUUGAUGAGGUGCCCACUAUUUUACCACUUCUAGGCUGAUACUGAGCGUUAUGCUUCCAACCUGGUUCCUCUCAAUGUGGAUGAGCAAUACGGCCACAACUGUGAUGAUGGUUGCCAUUGUGGAGGCGCUACUAACAAAACUGGACGAUGUCACUGCAGGUAAGUAGCGUUGUUAAAUGCUGAAAACAGUCGCUGUAAAACAAGCUAACUUUGCUCCUUGUUGGGGAAUAAACCCAGACCUGUAAGUCUUUUUGUUCCCCCUACAGUUUCACCAGAAGGAACAGACCCAAACGAGGCAACUGGGUAUGCUUCAAAUUACUCCUAAAUUUUAAAAUAAUCUGAAAUCGCGUGGUAAGAUUAAAAUGACUCCAUUCCGAUUUUAGCGAUGAGAGCAAAGGCCGGAAGCGUCUGAGACGCUUUGCCACAGGAAUCAGCUUGUCCGUCUGUUACGCCGCCAGUUGCGGUGGAAUCGCUACCUUGAUAGGUUCACCACCGAAUAUCAUCUUUUACGGUCUUGCAGUCAGGUAAGAAGACUUUGGUGCGUCGGAGUCUCCGCUUUCUACCCGUUUGCAUCGACAGAGUUGUGUGCUGCUAGUGUUUGGCUGGGGUACAGUGGGGUUGAUACUUUAUAGGGCCAGGUAUAAAUGAUCAUAUGAUGUUGUUCGACGAGAUGACGUCAUUCCUUUGCUGAUUUCAGCCGAUUUGGAAGUGAAAUUCCGCUAAACUUUGGAUCUUGGAUGGCUUACGGAUUCCCCAUGUCCCUGCUCUGCCUAAUUUCUGCUUGGAUUAUCAUAUGCCUACUGUUCCUCGGACCCAAGUAAGUCUACACAGUGGACUAAGUCCACUGAAGAAUUCAAGAUCAACUUGCAUUUUUAGAGUUUCAAUAUCAAACCUACUUCUGUGUCAUUAAGGGCCUUUUUCAAAUGCGGUCGAGCUAAAAAGAGCAAUCCUUCAGAUGAGUUCCAGGAGGAAUUCUAUAAAGAUCCAACCUCGGCAAAAAGCAAGGACAAGCUGGAAGAACUAGAACGCGCCGCCGAGCAGAAAGACGAUGAAGAGAUCUCAUUCGAUAUUGUUGCUAUCGUUAAAAAGAUUUCUGAAGAAGAACGGCGAGUCCUAGGUCCCAUGAAGUAAGUAAUCAGGGUGAAAGAUUGACUGAAGCUGAGGUGGUCAACCUCAUGUUAAGGUAGUUUUUAUGUGUUGCUUAAUGUUCAGCACCCACCUUCAGCCCGUGUUACAUUCAUUCAUUGUCUCUAACAUGUUGUCCAAUCAACUUACGGUGCUCAUUUCUGAGCUAGGUUUGGCGAAAUAGCCUGCACGAUCUUAUUCCUGUUACUGAUUGGCUUGUGGAUUACACGGGAACCCGGUGUGCCCGGAUGGUCGCGUUUCAUGCCAGUUGGCAACGAUUCAAAUGGCAAAGUCGUGAGGUACGCUCAUUUUACCCCCGCUCAAUUAGUCUUUUAUUUGCACAACAGCACAGACGAAUGCAAGAGCCCUAAAGCAUUUUUAUUCCAGUUGUGGAGUAAAACAAGCAUAUACGACAGAAAUCUUCGUAUCUAUAUGCUUAGCGUUCCCUCAUAAACUGUGUUAUGUUACUUCAUAAUAUAGAUAGAGGUUGGUCACUGCACAGCAGCUUAAAUGUUCUCUCGAAUCCAGUGGGGAAAUUACAAGGCCCUCGUUCAGUGGACACAGGCCAUGCAAUGAUGUGGAGGCAUCUCUAUACACGAUUGCAUAAAGGAAAAAAAAACAGUAGGGCAAAAAGUGGAGCGGGGUUUAAAGAACUGGGAUUUACCACAUGUUUUCGUUAUUUGCGUAAGUUCGGUUAUCCCCCGUAUGCGGUCUGCUUCCAAGUCUGCUUUACGCACGGGGAUGUCAGUUGAAAAUUUCAGUCUUGUCUAUAAGUGACAGUUAUCAAUACCGCCACGUCCAGACUGUUCAAUCAGAAGGUCCCUAGCCUGUCCUAAUAACAGACCAGUACGGCGAAUGCAACCCACCCGAAGUUGUCAUUAUUCCUGAUCGUAGUCGCCGCUCGCCUGUCAGACCGCCGUUCUGACCGAACAACUGAAGCGGAUUCAAAUUUGGGGUCAAGGUUUUGAUGCAGCUGGUCGGUGGUGGAAAGUAAACACUAAACCAACAUUAGGCCUCUUUUUUAUUACUGAUUAUGUGUAGUGAGGUGCAUUUUAGGGUAAUAGGCAAUGCCCAUGAUGACCCUAUUGAAAACAGUACAUAAAAUAUAAAUGUUAAAUAUACAUUUUACUAAUAUAUUGUCAGUAACAUAUUUGUUCACGGGAAACGUUUUCACGGUGCGGGACUGCGAAGUGUGCGGCAGGCGGUCUUUUCAGUGUGCAUAUGAAAUUUUAAGUGCAGUUAUAUAUAAUCGGCAUAAAGUGCAGUCAUUAGCAUAGUUUGGGAGGGAAAAUCUCAUUAAAAGUCAGGGAUGUGUUAAGCAGAGAUGAAAUCAUGAAAUGAAAUUUAUGGCUGGCCGCAGAUAGUCCUGUAGUGAGAGUCGUCGUUUAUCAAAGAUCAAACGAUCCAGCUGCCUUUUGAAUACAUCCAUUGUAUCAGAUGUCACAAUUUCACUUGGGACUGAAUUCCAUGGUCGAACAACACGCUGGCUGAAGGAAAACUUUCUCGUUAAGCGACCGCCAGUGUGCACUCUAAGCUGAGAUUCCAAACUCAAUGUGCCACCCAGAAUCAUUGCUAUGGUUUAGUCAGAGUGGGCGACCCCACGUUGCUGUGACAUCAAAUGUUUGAUUUAGCCGGGGAAGAGUUACCACAUUUUAAUAAAUGUUGCUAUUUCCUUGAAGGUACGUGGACGACACUCAACCAACCAUCCUCUUUGCCAUUUUGGCUUUCAUUGUCCCCGCCUCAAACCCCUUCCGUCUUCGUGCUGAUCCAGAUGAAACAGGCAAGUGA